Hibiscus syriacus is the source of this 1029-nucleotide messenger RNA. RefSeq names its product protein FAR1-RELATED SEQUENCE 5-like. The transcript has 4 exons. The record is from RefSeq and is a predicted model, not a curated record. NCBI's taxonomy places the organism in Eukaryota, Viridiplantae, Streptophyta, Magnoliopsida, Malvales, Malvaceae. Bases 247 to 891 code for a protein of 214 amino acids.
GUUAGUCAUUUUCUUCCAUGUCUCAGUUCUGAAUUCGGAAACUCAGAAAAAAAAAACACUGACCGCUUUAUUUUAGUGGUGGCUGGCUGUACCUGCCGCCAUUGAAAUUGUCUGAAGCUUUCUUUUUAUCGAGACUCUCACAUUAUCAGAAGAACCAGCUUUGUAACGGCUAGCACCUCAAAUACAGAGCUUAAUUGGAACCGGAAUUAUCGAAGAUGGCUGACUGAAACAUUUGAUGGCCAUGAAAUGCUUCAUGAUGAGUUGUCAGAUAGUAAUCUCGAUGAAAAUGGUAACUUGAUUAACCCAUUGGAUCAACAUUUUCCUUUCACAAUGACACAUGGGGAGCCGUGUAUAGGUAUGGAGUUCGAGUCUGCAGAGUAUGCUAGGGAGUUCUACGAAAUGUAUGGUCGACGCAUGGGCUUCACCAUUCGGAGCAAUCGGACACGUCGUUUACUCAAGGAUAAUUCAAUAAUCGUUCGAGAGUUUGUUUGCUCGAAAGAAGGUUUCCGUGCAGAGAAAUAUACAAAGAAAGAAACCCGAGUUUCCCAAUCACGGCCUGCGACAAGAGAGGGAUGUAAUGCAAUGCUGAGAAUAGCAGCAAAGGAUGGGGGAAAAUGGGUUAUCUAUGAUUUUAUUAAAGAACAUAAUCAUGAACUGAAUCCGAGCAAAAUACCACAUCGACGGUCACAUAGAAUUGCAUUUUGUGAGGAUGAAAAAGAUCGUAAGAUUCGAGAACUUGCCAUGGAGCUGCAUCGCGAGAAAAAGAAAUCUGCUGCGUACCAAGAACAGCUUCAGAUGGUUUUAAAUUAUAUCGAAGAGCACACUCAGCGCCUAUCCUUAAAAGUUAAUUUGGUUUCCAACAAUCUGAGGGAGCUUGAAUCUGAAGACUAAGAGCGCACUCAUUUUCUAAGUCGAUUCUCGAACCGUGGAAGUUGUUAUCGAAGAGAUCAGUUAAUCAUAUCACUGAUUGCGGAGAUGAUUACUGUGCAUAUCUUGAUUUCAAGCAACCUCCCCUUACACGUAAGUGAA